CAGCUGCGAAGUUUAGUGUAAACAUAACCUCAAUUAUUAAACAUCAAAAUAAGGCGUAUAAACGAUGGAGUUCCAGACGUUGAGGGAGUUUUUCGAAAUUUUAAAGCACAAAAGAGGUUUGCCGGAUAAAAUAAAGAUCGCCACGCAGUACAUGAGGGAGUUUCGCGAGUUGGCAAGCACGAAAUCGCACGACGAAGCGGUGGACUUCAUGUUUAAUAUUAUGCGCUUAGUUGUGCCAAAAUUGGAUAGACACAGGUCGACCUAUAACAUAAAAGAAGCGAGAAUGUCCAAAAUAAUAAUAAAAAUGCUUUCCCUUCCACCAGGGAAUGAAAGAACCAAACUAACCAGAGCAUAUCAGCAAUCUGGCCUCGGUGAAGAAUUUAGCGAUGUAGUGUAUUCAGUAAUAAGAAAAUACCUAAUGAGCAACAAACCAACGUUAACAGUACACGAAUUAAAUAAAUUUUUGGAUGAUAUGACACAAAGAGAUUCGGAUUCUGAAGCAGAUGAGAUUUUAUUAAAAUUAUUUAAAAAAUGCACCCCCGAAGAUGCAAAGUGGAUAAUAAAAAUAAUUUUAAGAGAUAUGAAGUUUGGCAUGGAUGCAGAUAGGUUAUUAAAGUGUUAUCACCCAGAUGGAGCAAACUUGUACACCAUAAACAACAAUUUGCGUAAAGUCUGUGAAAUGUUGUUUGAUCCCACAGUAAAGUUGAAUGAAAUAGAAGUUAACGUUUUUGAACCAUUUCGUCCUAUGUUAUCAAAAAGAGUGGACAAAAAAACGUUUAAGAAGGAUUUUGAAAAUGGCAAAGAGUUUGUUCUGGAAAAUAAGUUUGAUGGUGAAAGAUUUCAAUUGCAUAUGGAAAACAAUAGGUUUAUGUACUUUUCCAGAAAUGCAUUUAAUUUCACCAAUGUGUUUGGGGGAAGUUUCGAUAGUGGUAAUCUAACACCAAAAAUAAAAGGAUGUAUACAUGAAGAUAUUCAUAGAAUUAUUUUGGAUGGAGAACUUAUGCUGUAUCAUAAAUAUAGACAAGAAUAUGGUUCAAAAGGAAUGGCAUUGGACGUAAAAAAACUAAAUCCCGACGGCCCCUACCAACCAUGUUUCGUCAUCUACGACAUAGUGAUGGUCAACGACACAGUCAUAACAUCGAAACCUCUGAAAGAACGUUUGGAAAUUCUUGAAAACGCCAUCGUCCGCCAAAUACCGGGCGUGAUAGUACUUAGCGAGCACAAAAUAGUCCAAUCGCAAACCGAAAUAAUCAACUCGCUAAACGCUUCAAUGCAAAACGAAGAAGAAGGUAUAAUCAUUAAAAAUCCUGAUUCGGAAUACAAGUGCGGGCAGAGAGUGGGCGGUUGGUAUAAAAUGAAAAUGGAAUAUUUUGACGAUGUUAUGAGCGAUUUGGAUCUAAUUUUAAUGGGUGGCUCACAUUCUUCCACAGAUGCAGACAAGUUAAAUACAUAUUUCUUGGGAAUUAAAUCUGGCGAUAAUUACGUUAGCUUUGCUAAAGUUGCUGGCGGUAUAAAUAAUGAACAACGUGAAAUGUUAAAUAAGAAAAUUAAGGAGGAAGGUAUGCGAUUUCAGGAUUUUAACAACGCCGUAUACAUGUUUGGCAAGGAGAAACCUCAAUUUGUUAUAGAACCAGAUAAAACCAUGAUUUUUGUCGUCAAAGCAACAGAGUUAAUACGAACGAAUGAAGAUUUUAAAACUUCAUACACGUUAAGAUUUCCCAGGGUUUUAAGCAUAAGAACCGAUAAACCAGUUAAUGAAUGCAUGGAUAUGAAUGAAUUAAUAGACUUAUGUCAACAAAAUAAACCUGUUAUUAAACUUAAUAAACGCACCAUAGAUUUGGAGGAGGUUCUCACUGUAAAGCCCAGAAUUAACUCUAAACUACUGAAGGUGGUAAUGCCAACUAUAGAGGAUCUAGGAGAAAAACUAGAUAUACUAAAUAAUUAUACAGUGCAUGUGGUAAAUGGCACCAAAGAAGCAUCAAAAGAUAGCAUAGAAAAUAUUGUUACUCAUAUAGGCGGCAAGCUCAGAUACAUUGUGGACGAAAAAGUUGAUAUUGUCAUUGUUGGGGAGCCAAACAAGAAACUGGAAGAAAUUUUGGAAAAACCCGACAAAAAUUUUGAUGUGGUUUACGUAAAUUGGCUUUUAAGAGUUAAAGAAAACAAAGAAUUGCUUGGAUAUAAUCCUGACGAAGUUAUUUGUAUUGGUUUCAAUUUUAAAAAUGUUUUGUGUGAUAAUGUGGAUUAUACUGGUGACGGGUUUUAUGAGGAAACAACUUUAGAAUCUUUGGCACAUUGUUUAAAUAAAGUCAAAACCGUAAAAUCUGAUAUGAACCUAAAUUCACACCUGAAUGAUAUUGUAGGUAACAUGUUUAAGUUUAAAAAUUUUAAUGUUUACUUUGAUAAAUAUGAAGAAAUUAAUAAUAACAAUUCAAGAAAUAUAUUUGAUACAUUUCUUGAUGAAAUGGAACUGAAGUAUUAUAAGGGAAAAAUAAGUGAAACCAUUAAUUCUUCAGUGAAUCUUGUGAUUUGUUAUAAUGAAGAGAGACUAACCAAUGUAAAUAAUUAUUUAUCCUGUGAAAAUUACGACCAUGUUGUAGCCAAACUAUCAUCAUUUUUAUAUGAAAAAUAAACAAUAUACCCACCCCAUACAAAACACACUCUAAUAUACACAUGUGUACUCACCAAUAGUAUUUGUCCGUCAGAAU
Messenger RNA from Brassicogethes aeneus, 2705 nucleotides. Lineage: Eukaryota; Metazoa; Arthropoda; Insecta; Coleoptera; Nitidulidae. The record is from the annotation of a GenBank genome assembly.